This is a messenger RNA of Chiroxiphia lanceolata (lance-tailed manakin), 1327 nucleotides long. RefSeq names its product zinc finger CCHC-type containing 9 (gene ZCCHC9). The record is from RefSeq and is a predicted model, not a curated record. The coding region runs from base 139 to 843 and encodes 234 amino acids. Gene Ontology annotation, molecular function: zinc ion binding; nucleic acid binding. The transcript is spliced from 5 exons. NCBI's taxonomy places the organism in Eukaryota, Metazoa, Chordata, Aves, Passeriformes, Pipridae.
UUCCUCCUCCCUCUUCCGUAUCGUCAUCACCCGGCGCCGCCGGGUUCUGCUCAGUGGCGACUCCUGCUCCCGGGACCCUGCGGGACUCCGCGGGACCCCCCAUUUCAUUUCCACUCCCCAUUUCCACCUCCUCCAUCCAUGACCCGCUGGGCGCGGCGGAACAUCCCGCCCGGUGCGAGGGCGCUGGACGCGACCCCCUGGGAAGAGAUGGGAGGGCCAGGAAAGGAUGAGGAGGAGGAGAAGGAGAGGAGGAAGAGGAGGAAGAAGAAGGAGUAUGUGAGCGAGGACGUGAACGGGUUCUUGGCGCACCGGAAGCAGCAGCAGCAGAAGGAGGAGGAGGAGGAGGCGCUGAGGAAGGACCGGCGGCGGAAGAGCAGGAGGGUGAGGAGGCAGGAGAGAAGGAAGAACGCCAUGGUGUGUUUCCACUGCAGAGAACCUGGGCACGGUGUGGCUGACUGUCCUGCAGUCCUGGAAAGCCAAGACAUGGGGACGGGCAUCUGCUACCGGUGUGGAUCCACAGAACAUGACAUCAGCAAAUGCAGAGCCAAAGUGGAUCCAGCCAUUGGGCCAUUUCCGUAUGCAAAAUGUUUCAUCUGUGGUGAGAUGGGGCACCUGUCAAGGUCGUGUCCGGAUAAUCCCAAAGGACUGUAUGCUGAAGGUGGGGGCUGCAAACUUUGUGGCUCCGUGGAGCACUUCAAAAAGGACUGCCCAGAGAAACAGAACGCAGAGCAGCUGACAGUUGGGCGAUGGGUCUCUGGAAUGAGUGCAGACCAUGAGGAAGUCACUGAAGCACCAAAGCUGCAGAAGCCAAAAGCCAAAGUACCCAAAGUUGUGACUUUUUGAAGGUCUCUUGGCCCUUCACUGCUGCUUUGCUGCAGAAGAGUGACUACAGAGAGCUGGUUCCAAAAAAUCAAACAGAGUGCUGCUGAAUUGUUAUUUUUUUGUCUCCCUUCAUUUUUCCAGUUUGCCUCCCAGACUCCCCUAGCUCCCUGAAAAGCUAGGAACAACAGAAAUACACCAAGUAGGUAUUUUACUAAAGGGAUUCUGGGUAUUUUUUAAAGGUUCUUGUUGGGUUCUGGCUUGGUUUUGCCUUCUCCUUUUAAGAAUAACUGAUUUUUUCCUCUAUAUAUGCCAGCUUGGCACAUAUGUAACUUCUUGUGGUGAAGUUACAGGUAAACCCUACGGCCUGUCUAGCUUGGGAGUGCAAUUCCUGCUACUCGUGGUUGUAAUUAACAAUCAUUAACUUGAUUGUUAGUGCAUGUUGGAUUGUUUAUUUGUUCAGUAACAAACAGAAUCAUGCCCUGCCUUUGAUACCUGUGGUGAAAAA